Molecule: messenger RNA, 1785 nt
Organism: Parnassius mnemosyne (clouded apollo)
Lineage: Eukaryota; Metazoa; Arthropoda; Insecta; Lepidoptera; Papilionidae
Source: the annotation of a GenBank genome assembly
AUGAAUCCCAAAAAGGCUCCUGGGGAGGAUGGUAUGACCUUGGAUAUCUGUUAUGAGAGCUAUAAAACAACACCAUCGAUCCUUUUGGCUAUUUAUAAUAAAUGUCUUGAAAUAGGCUAUUUCCCAAAGAUAUGGAAAAAAGCAAUCAUAAAAAUUAUUCCGAAGCCUGGAAAAGUAGACUAUACUGUACCUAAAGCAUAUCGUCCAAUUGGCUUGUUGCCAGUAUUUGGAAAAAUUUUAGAAAAGCUCUUUGUAGGCAGAUUACUCUGGCAGCUUGGAAGGGAAGGAAAAUUCAGCAAUCGACAAUAUGGUUUUAUGCCACAACGUAGUACAGAGGACGCACUAUAUGACAUAAUGACAGUGAUAAAACAAGGCAUAAAAGAAAAGAAGAUAGUUAUGAUGGUAUCCCUCGACAUAGAAGGGGCUUUUGACAAUGCUUGGUGGCCCCAAAUAAUAAAAGAAAUCCAAAGGAAGAAUGUGAACAUACACAACCUAAGGCUCAUUACCAGCUAUCUGUCUUCAAGGAGUGUUAUAGUGAAAUAUGCAGGAGCAAUAGCCACCAAACCUACAACUAAAGGAUGCAUACAAGGAUCGACCUGUGGACUCAUACUCUGGAACAUCCUUCUCGACCCCCUUCUUGAAUUAAGUUCAGAUAUGGAUGUACAUCUUCAGGCAUUUGCUGACGAUAUUCUUAUCAUCGCAAAAGGAAACUCAGCAAAAGAUGUAGAAGACAAACUUAAUCCAGCUUUAGAGAAAAUAGUAACAUGGGGCAAAACGCACAAAUUAAAUUUUGCACCACAUAAGACACAAUCUAUCGUAAUAACCAAAAAGUUAUCUUACGAAUUACCUAUAAUUAAAAUGGACAAAAUUAUUAUACAACCAUCUACAAGUCUAAAAGUACUUGGCGCCACCAUCGAUAAAAAUUUAAACUUCGUAGAACAUCUAGAUGAAGUCCUCGGGAAGGCAAUAAAAAUUUACAAAAUGAUAGCAAGAACAGCUAAAGCUCAUUGGGGACUUCAUUCUGAUAUGGCAGAGCUUACCGCAAUAUUAAAAGCAUUAGAUAUGAUGUGCAAGUUCGGCGAAUUGAAGAAAGGAAUAAUCCUAAGCGAUUCACGUUCAGCUCUAGAGUGUCUAACGGACAGCUCGUCCCUUCAUCCUUUGGCAGCUGAAAUACGAGAGCGCAUAAGAUCAUUAGUAAAUAAAAACGGCGAGGUUAAAUUUUACUGGAUAAAGGCACAUAUCGGUAUACCUGACAAUGAAAGGGCUGAUGAGCUUGCCAAAAAGGCUGCACUAUUCAACAAACAAGCACCAGUUUAUGACAAGUGUCCGCUAUCCUUCGCGAAGCGACUAACCAGGGACUCUACCUGCGUGAAGUGGCAGCAACGAUAUAGUGAAGCAGCAACAGGAGCAGUCACGAAAAAUUUCUUCCCUGACGUAAGAGAAGCUCACAAGACACUGAAACAGAUAAGAAUGGACAAUAUUAAAGCUCAAUUAUUAACUGGUCAUGGAGGAUUUAAGGCUUAUUUGUUUAAGUUCAAGUUGGCGCAAUCCCCAUCUUGUGUUUGCAGUAAUGAAAUAGAAGAAAAAAUUGAACACCUGCUAAUAGAUUGUCCUAGAUUCACUAUUCAAAGAAUGGAAUGCGAGCAUAAGAUGGGAAUUGCAAUCAAUAUAACAAAUUUAAAGUAUGUAAUUAACAAUGAUGACUGCCGUAUCCAUUUUCUUAAAUAUGCAGAAUAUGUUGUUAGGUGUGCAGGAAAAGCAAAUGGAUCGAAAGUAGAUAUUUAA